Asparagus officinalis (garden asparagus) is the source of this 2108-nucleotide messenger RNA. RefSeq names its product serine/threonine-protein kinase AtPK2/AtPK19-like. The transcript is spliced from 7 exons. Bases 413 to 1852 code for a protein of 479 amino acids. Gene Ontology annotation, biological process: protein phosphorylation. Gene Ontology annotation, molecular function: ATP binding; protein serine/threonine kinase activity. NCBI's taxonomy places the organism in Eukaryota, Viridiplantae, Streptophyta, Magnoliopsida, Asparagales, Asparagaceae. The record is from RefSeq and is a predicted model, not a curated record.
UAACAGCAAAACACGUGGAGGGCACGUGACUCAUCUUUCCCUCAUUAUUAUAAGAUGCGGCGAAUUGGGGAUUAGACCUUCUGAGAAGUUCUCCCCUGUUUCUUUUCCGAUCAAAUCUCUGCUCUCUCUCAAAAAAAGUUUUAGACAGCUUGACCUUCAUGAGUUCAAGACGCUCGUUGGCAUAUAGUGUUUCCUGUGCGUCGGGAAACAAGAGCGACUUCUCUGUUUUAGUUCUCCCAGAAUUUUUGGGUGGCCCUGUUGUCUGUGUAAACUUCCAGUUGUUCAAGGCCAUUGUCAGGGUUCCUUCUUCAUCCAUUCUCUUGGAGAUUUGUGGAGGGAGCCAGCCUUAGCUGGAACUGUGUUUCUUUUUUGAAAAAAAUAUAUCUUUUGCUGUUGCUGAGAAUUCUGGGCCAUGGUUUCUUCUCAGAUACCGGGUCUGACCAAGACCAAUGUCCAAAAAACUUUCAAGAAGCAAUUGCUUCUGCCCAUGGGUCCGCCUGAUGUUGUUCCCUCUGAGCAUGUGGAAUUCGAUUUUUCUGAUGUUUUUGGUCCAUCCCCAACUCCAACCUCUACGGGAGUAAAUGUGUUUGCUUCUGAUGGCUCCACACCUGCUGCAUCAGAUGACAUAGUUUACACUGAACCAGCGGUAAUUUUGGCUCGUUCUCAUUCUCUGGUGGGGCCAACAGCUCUUGUUUGCCAAUCCCCGCGGCUCCGCAAACACAUAUUACAUGAGGCUGAUUUGGAACUUGUAGAGUGUCCAUCAGGAGUGGAAGGGGAACAAGAUAAGCCGUUCUCCUGCGUUCCUGAAGAACAUGAAGUGCCAUCUUCUGAGAAUGUUGAAAGAGUGGGACUUGAAGAUUUUGAUUUCUUGAAGGUUGUUGGGCAAGGUGCAUUUGGAAAAGUUUUUCAGGUGAUGAAAAAAGGAACAUCAGAAAUAUAUGCUAUGAAGGUUGUAAGAAAGGACACAAUCCUAGAAAAGAAUCAUUCUGAAUACAUGAAAGCUGAGAGGGAUAUAUUGACUAAGAUCGAUCAUCCAUUCAUUGUUCAGCUCAGAUACUCUUUCCAGACAAAAUAUCGAUUAUACCUUGUGCUAGAUUUUGUUAAUGGGGGACACCUUUUCUAUCAGCUAUAUCAUCAAGGCUUAUUCAGAGAGGAUUUGGCUCGCAUUUACACUGCUGAAAUAGUGUCUGCUGUAUCCCACCUUCAUGCAAAUGGCAUAAUGCAUAGGGACCUCAAACCUGAGAACAUUCUUCUGGGUGCUGAUGGCCAUGUCAUGUUGACUGACUUUGGUCUAGCAAAGGAAUUUGAAGAAAACACUAGAUCGAACUCCUUGUGUGGGACAAUUGAGUACAUGGCACCAGAAAUAAUUCAGGGAAAGGGCCAUGAUAAGGUUGCCGAUUGGUGGAGUGUUGGAAUCUUGCUGUUUGAAAUGCUAACUGGCAAGCCUCCUUUCAUUGGUGGUAAUCGGGAUAAAAUUCAGCAGAAGAUUGUGAAGGAUAAGUUGAAGUUGCCAGCUUACUUGACUAGUGAGGCUCAUUCGCUGUUGAAAGGGUUAUUACAGAAAGAAGCAAGCAAGCGUCUUGGCGGAGGACCUGCUGGCAGCAACGAGAUAAAGAAUCACAAGUGGUUCAAGUUGAUAAACUGGAGGAAGCUCGAAGCUCGCGAAAUACAACCGAGCUUCAAGCCAAAUGUAGCAGGCAAAAUAUGCGUCGCCAACUUUGAAGAGCGCUGGACAAGCAUGCCCUUAACAGUUUCUCCUGUAGCCAGCCCAGUUGCUGGAAGCGGCAACUUCAGUGGGUUCACUUAUGUGAAGCCGUCGGUGUUUCUUCAGAAGCCGAGUCCUCUUGGUUGAGUCCUUGUUUGAUUUACUAGCUGUAUCGCUUUUGAGAAGUUUGGUUUGUUUGAUAUUUUAUAGUAGUUCGCUCUUAGGUUUGUUUGGCGCCUUCAUGGUGGUAUAUUUGCCAUCUUUUAAGGUUGUUCAAACUGGAAUCUGUCAUGUGCAAGUGUUAAUUUAAGCGAGAAGGUAGGUAUGUAAUUAUGACUGCAAGUAUUAUUCUGCCUGCUAAAGGAAAAUAUAAUGCUACGAGUAUUAUAUGGGUUCUUUGUAA